GUUUUGCCAUAUAUGAACCAUGAUAUAACGUCUGGUUCGCCGCCUCGAAGACGGUUUCCCUUCUUUUCCCCUGUUGAUACCCCCGUCUUGUCGCUUGGAAAGAAAUUUUCACCAAGUUCUGUGACGUUUCGUCCUUUCGUUCUAAAUCAUAAUCCACAUUCGUUUUGACACCCGAAGAAGAGAAGAGAAAUCUUCGACCACCUUCACCGUUUCGUUCGCUUUCUUCAUAUAAUACCUUCUCUUCAACUUAAUAACUAAUUUAAAAUCUCUGUCAAAAUGGUCGCCAAAUCGAUAACUCUGCUCACUGCCUGCCUCUUUGGCAACUUGGCUGUCGCCGCGCUAGAAAAGCGCGCUGAUCCCACGCCUACAGUGAGCUUAUGGCUGCCUCAAGCCGACUUGAAGAACGAGGGCAUUACCCUUGGAGCGUCGGUGAUUGCCGCUCAACCCACAAUCACUUCUUAUGCCCUCUGCCCCAUCGGAAUCGACGUGAAUAUCUGCAAGGAGUCUGCUGGAAUAACCCUUGCCCAAGGUCCCAGCACAUACGAGCUGAUCAACACCAUCCAUGUUGCCGGAGCCGAAGGCAGGAAUGAAAUCAACUGCAAGCUUUUUGGCACCACUCGCGCCGAGUGCGUCGGCUCCGCCUCUGCUAGCAUCCGUGGUCGAGUUACAACCAUGGUGACCUCGACUGUUUUCACCAAUCCUGAGAUCAUGACCUUAGACCCCGUGCCCGUCACUGCUGGCGCCGAUAAACUCAAGAACAUUGCCCCCGCCACUACUGACGCAGAUGCUACUGGCGGUGCAGCCGCCACUGGUGGUGCAACCCCUACUGGUGACGCAACGGCCACUGCCGGUGGUGCAGACGCGACGGAUGUGAGCACGGGUGGUGUACCCCGGGUUACGGGAACGACUGGAUGGCUUGUCGGCGGUGUUGCUGCAGCUAUGGCUGCUGUUGUGGCGUUGUAAAGUGUUUAUCUGAAAGAUACCAUCAGCUAGCUGAUGAGGAUUUGAAUAUAUAAUCUAUUCUGUAUAUGUGGUUGACGUUGUGGCUUCCGAAGCGUGGAUCGAGGGUAGUA
Molecule: messenger RNA, 1073 nt
Organism: Coccidioides immitis RS
Lineage: Eukaryota; Fungi; Ascomycota; Eurotiomycetes; Onygenales; Onygenaceae
Exons: 3
Coding region: 277-963 (228 amino acids)
Source: RefSeq, a predicted model, not a curated record